CCUGUUGUGGGCUGUCGUUUCCGGCUGCUGCUUGGUAACAAUGGGGAAGAUAAUGGCUGCCUGAGCAAAGUCUAGGAGCAGACGGUGGGGCAGAGGCGGGUCUCAGCCAGCCACUCAUCGGAGGGAGCUUGAAAGCGGUAGCAGCUAGGAGAGGAAGAGCCUCAGCGGAAACGGCCGAACUAACCGAGUCAGAUCCUGACCUUAAAACUGAGGCAAAACCAAUUAGGCGCCCGUGGGCUACGAUGACAUCUUCCCUAAGGAUCUGAGAGCAGAGUGUGAAGAAAACUAAAAUCCAGUUUAUUGUAUUUCAAUACUAUGUCAUAACAGUCAGAUAAUUUUCCACUUGUUCAUCAAGAUGGAAAACUCAGAUUCUAAUGAUAAAGGAAGUGGCGAUCAGUCUGCAGCACAGCGCAGAAGUCAGAUGGACCGAUUGGAUCGAGAAGAAGCUUUCUAUCAAUUUGUAAAUAACUUGAGUGAAGAAGAUUAUAGACUUAUGAGAGAUAACAAUUUGCUAGGCACCCCAGGAGAAAGUACUGAGGAAGAGUUGCUGAGAAGACUGCAACAAAUUAAAGAGGGUCCACCACCACAAAACUCAGAUGAAAACAGAGGUGGAGACACUGCAGAUGAUGUGUCUAAUGGUGACUCUAUAAUAGACUGGCUUAAUUCUGUCAGACAAACUGGAAAUACGACAAGAAGUGGACAAAGAGGAAACCAGUCUUGGAGAGCCGUGAGCCGGACUAAUCCAAACAGUGGUGAUUUCAGAUUCAGUUUAGAGAUCAACGUUAACCGUAAUAAUGGGAGUCAAAACCCAGAGAAUGAAAAUGAGCCAUCUUCAAGACGUUCUAGUGGAGAAAUUACAGAAAACAACAGCCAAAGGCAAGUGGAAAAUCCACGAUCUGAAUUGACAUCUGCAAGACUAUCUAGGUCAGAACGAAAUUCAACUGAGACAUUAACAACAGAAGUCCCAGCUACUAGAGGUCAGAGGAGAGCAAGAAGUAGGAGCCCAGACCAUCGGAGAACCAGAGCCAGAGCAGAAAGAAGUAGAUCACCUCUACAUCCAAUGAGUGAAAUUCCACGAAGAUCUCAUCAUAGUAUCUCAUCUCAAACUUUUGAGAACCCUUUAGUAAAUGAGACCGAGGGAAGUUCUAGAACCCGUCACCAUGUGACAUUGAGACAACAAAUAACUGGGCCUGAGCUGUUAAGUAGAGGUCUUUUUGCAGCAUCUGGAACAAGAAAUGCCUCUCAAGGAGCAGGUUCUUCGGACACAAUCAGCAGUGGUGAAUCUACAGGAUCAGUACAGAGACCUCCAACCAUAGUCCUCGAUCUUCAAGUCAGAAGAGUUCGUCCUGGAGAAUAUCGCCAGAGAGACAGCAUAGCUAGUAGAACUCGGUCGAGAUCUCAGACGCCAAAUAACACUGUUACUUACGAAAGUGAACGAGGAGGUUUUAGGCGUACGUUUUCACGUUCUGAGCGGGCAGGUGUGAGAACCUAUGUCAGUACCAUCAGGAUUCCUAUUCGUAGAAUUUUAAAUACUGGUUUAAGUGAGACUACAUCUGUUGCAAUUCAGACCAUGUUAAGGCAGAUAAUGACAGGUUUUGGUGAGUUAAGUUACUUUAUGUAUAGUGAUAGUGAUUCAGAACCUAGUGGCUCAGUAUCAAGUGGAAAUAUGGAAAGGGUAGAGUCACGGAAUGGAAGGGGGAGUUCUGGUGGUGGUAGUAGUUCUGGUUCCAGUUUGAGUUCCAGUUCGAGUUCUAGUCCUAGUUCUAGCUCCAGUGGUGAAAGUUCAGAAACUAAUUCAGAGUUGUUUGAAGGCAGUAAUGAAGGAAGCUCAUCAUCAGGUGCCAGGCGAGAGGGUCGACAUAGGGCCCCAGUCACAUUUGAUGAAAGUGGGUCUUUACCAUUCCUUAGUCUGGCUCAGUUUUUCCUCUUAAAUGAGGAUGAUGAUGAUCAACCCAGAGGACUCACCAAAGAACAGAUUGACAACUUGGCAAUGAGAAGUUUUGGUGAAAAUGAUGCAUUAAAAACCUGUAGUGUUUGUAUUACAGAAUAUACAGAAGGCAACAAACUUCGUAAACUACCUUGUUCCCAUGAGUACCAUGUCCACUGCAUCGAUCGCUGGUUAUCUGAGAAUUCUACCUGUCCUAUUUGUCGCAGAGCAGUCUUAGCUUCUGGUAACAGAGAAAGUGUUGUGUAAUUAACAUCUGAACUCUCAACUAUGUAGCUGGUGUAGUGAUGGGCAAACAAGAAUCACUUGCUUUAUGUCCACUUUUUGAGUGGUGCUUAAAUGUAAAGUAACAACCUGAAUUGAGUCAUCUUUUUCUGAAAGAAUCAUGUCCUUUUUCCAGUCUGAGAAUAAAAGGAAAUAUUUAAAAAACAUUUUAGGAUCUAAAACUCUGAUUUCAAUACCAGUUAAAGUGGUAGUGUCUCUGUUACCGAUAAUUGAUGAUGUACAUUUCUCAAUGCCUCUUUUGUUAUCUUAAAAGAUCUGCCUUAGCAAUGGCUCCUGUCUGUUUUAUGUUGAUCUUUAAAGUUUUUCAUGCCAUAGGACAGAAGGGUUAAAGAAACUCCCAGUUGAGACUGAAUCCAUACAAUUCCCAGUUAUUAGUUAACCCAAAUUCAGCCACAUUCUGAAUGUUUGUUCACCUUCAGACUAGAUGAUACUGGACAUGUCAGUGUAAAUAACACUAAAGAUAGAAUCUUCUAAGUGUAUAACUGUCUGCUAAGCCCAUUACUGUGGCACACUAUAGAGUGAGCUUAUAGUUUGAGAUAUUUAUCUUGUGGAAAUAUUAAAAAGCCUAUGCUUGUGUAAGUGAAAAAAAUCACAUUCAUUUGUUUAAAGAUGUAAAGCUAUUUUGUAGAGGCUCAGUACUUUUCCAAUGCACUGUUGUAUUAAUGCAUUAAAAAUUGUAAAGUACCAUGCUUAGAAAUGAGAAAACUGCUUUUUGUGAACCAGCAUAGUAAAAAACACAACAAGCAAAGUAUGAAAUGUGUAGAUGUCAAGAGCAGAACAUAUCUAUAAUAUUUAAUGUAUGUGAACAGCAUCUGUGACAUGAAAAGGACCACGCAUAAUCAAACUGAAAGACCAGUGGAAAUUGUGUUUUAACUUGGAUUUAGGCAGGUAGUGAAAGAUGUGAGGACAAAAGUACUCUGAAGAAUUUUUUGUGAAGACAGUAGUAAUGAAGACAUUCACAUGGUGAAAGCAGCAGCAGCUUGACCUCAUAUUCUACUUGAAUAGAGGAAGCAAAUGAGCAAAUUUGGCAGAGCGGUCUUUGAUUUAAAGAAAAUAAACCAUUGCCACCUACAUGAAUUAAUGUUUUUACAAGUUCUCAAAUUAAAAAAAAACAUGUAGGAAAGAGACUAUAGACCACUUUUAGUGGAAGAAUUGCAGUUGGUACAGAUGUUUGCUAAUAGGAAAUUCUCAAAUGUGCUUGUUUUUGAGAUUUGUCAUACAAGGCUCUAGUGCAAACUCAUUAAUGUUUCAUUAAAGUCACUAGUACAAAGUAACAUGUCACAUUUAAAGACCUAUUUAAGAAUUAAGGGUUUUUAUCAUUUGAAAGUGAAUUAUGUUGGAUUAUUUGAAAUUCAGGUUUUAAUUGUGCUGCCCAUAUUUGAACAUGAGACUGCUGAUUCAUUAUGGAUGGACAUGCUCUUCAUGUUCUUUAGUAGUAAGAAUAGAUUUGUGAUAAUCCCAGAAACUUGACCGAUUUCUCUUUUGAGACAAAUUGAGUCAGGAUUAGACUAGCUCUAGAGCAGAUAUUUGUUUCCCAGGAGAAAGCUAAUAGGCCAGAAGAGGAAUUGAACACAUCCUUGGCCUUUAACAACAAUCAUAAAAUGAGCUAAUUAUCCAAAUAUAGUUAAAUAUUCUACACAGUAAACAAGUCUGCUUUCCAGUUUACCUGGUUACUUUCAUUAUUAUUACCUUAGCUGUGAAAUUUAUUUCAAAGCUCAUUCUAUCAUGUUUUCUUUUGGCUUUUGAUCCUAAGUAUUAAGGAAAUUGUAAUUAUGGUAGUUAAGGAUAUGUACUGCUCUUGCAAGGAAAUAAUAUCCAAACAAAGCUUCACUUAUUUUUUUUAAUGUAAGCAGAUUUCACUGUUUGUGGCGCUUAAGUAAUAAUACCUCUUAUUUUAAAAAAAAUUGUUAAUGUAAGAAUCAGGAUUCCUUUAUAUUUGUGAGCCUCUGUGUCUCCUUUCCUAAGGGUGUAAUCUAUGGUUUUCAGAUCUACAAGGCAGUCUUGAAUACCUGAAAAAUCCAUUUUUCCUCUUGGAAUAAAAUGUACCCUUGCUAUAGGGGGCAUUCAUUUUGAUUGUUUAAAACCUGUGAUAGCACAUCCUAAAUAUCAAUAAACGUUACUGACAACAGGUAAUUCCAUAGCCUCCCAAGAUGUAUUACUUACUUGUGAAGUAUUAAAAGUAAAAGGUAAUUCAAGCAGAAUGCUGGUUAUGAAUGUAGGUGUUGAACUAUUCAUAAACACUGGAAGUAGAACUUUCAUGUUUUUAGUUUUAGAAUGCACAUAUUGGACCUGUACAUGUGGACACUUUUUCAGUAGAAUUCACCCAUUGGCUGUAGAGUGAAUGCAAGUAUUUUUAUUGAUACUUUUCAUGUUGCAAAGUCUAUGGAACAUGCUACUGUUGUGGACAUUGAAGACAAAGUGGUUUAUAGGUGUCAGAUGUGCAAUAGAGAGCACAUUGUUUUUUCCCACCAGCAUCCAACCACCUUUUCUUGGGAGAGCAUUUCUUUGACUUGCAAGAGACUACUUUUCAUUUUGUGUCUGCAUUUUUUCUUUAAGACCUACUUUGAACUUCAUGCAGUAAUAGGAACAAAAUAAUUGAGAGAUUACAUUCUUCAAAGCCUGGGGGAAAGUACUGCAACCUGCAUUUCCUUGAAUAUUUCAAGAGUAUAAAAAUGCACUUACUAGUAUGAAAUGUUUGCAGUGUUAUUUUUUAACUGCAGUGGAAGAGGUUGCGAUUACUACUAGAAGACAAAAACAAGUUAGGUUGAAACCACAGACUGUAGCAACACUAGAAAAGAACAUGUUAAUUUGGAAUAUUUGCUCUAAAAAGAACACAUUAGUUAUACCUCAUUUGUAUUAAUGGAGAUAGGAAUUGUGUAAACUUCACAUUAGUGUUGGAAUGUAGGUGAUAAUUGCAUAGGUCAUAAGGAAACAGCAACAGGAGAUUCACAAAAGAAGUUGAUUACUGGAAUUCACACAAAUUUAAGAUUAGGAAACUGGUUUGCUGUGUUACUUCAAGUAAUGUCUCCCUUUCCUCCUAGGAGAGCAUCCUUUCUGUGCCAGUUAUUGAAUCAAUGUCUCAUUUACGAAAAAGUUAUUGCUUAAUGUGCUUUAUAUUUAACCACUUGUUUCCCAAGUGUCCAGAACAUGAGUAGGUCAUGCAUGGGCCAUGACUUUCAGUCAGUUCCCCCAAAUACCCAAGGAAUAGGCACAUGUUUAAAAGUUCUUAAAAGCCCAUUUUUUUAUAGCUUGCAUUCAUAUGUGGCACCUUGUGGUUUUUGACAUUUUUUUUAAAGAUGAAGGUAUUUUUAUCCACUCCUUUUUAUUCUCCUUUGUUCUUUGUGAAAGAAAUACUUGGUAAUCUGCCUUAUUUUUUUUUAAAUUUUAUUUUACCUGGUUUCCUGUCAAAUAUUUUAUCCAUAUUAAGUACAUAAUGCCAUGUUUGCAGGGCACUUUAGUUCUUUACUAGUAUUAUAAGACUUCAUUGCUGUUUUGAGGUGUUCUAUACUUUAAUAAUAAAAAGUGAUAAGGUACCUGCUAAAAUGGGUGGUUCUUUAUUAUAUUUCAAUACAUUUAAUAUUAAGUAACUUGUAAUUCUUUAGAAAAUUGCUUUUUGAAAUAUUAGAGUUGUGAAUAAGCUUCAUUUGAAAAGUUAAAGUGCAAAGUCUAAAAACUGAUUCAUGACUUAUUUUUAAGUGAGUUUUAAAAAUCAAAAUAACUGAAUACAGUACCUGCCCUUUGAAAUUUUGUAGCAUUCUGAAAUUAAGAACUCUAAUCUUUAACUGAAACGUUUCUAAAAUGUCUAGUACUCUGAACUGGUGAGUGUUCUUAUUUAAGUAACCCUAGUUUGUAACUUAAACGUCUACAGCAUAGAAUAGAGGUAUAUCAGGGUGUUUGGAACUCUCAAAAGAACAGGUUUAUCAGUUUUAUGAUAGUUUUUACAUCUAUAUAGGUGUUUUGAUUCAAAUCUAUAAGAAAUAGGCAUACUAUCCAAAAUUCAAAGCAAGAACUUACUUUUUAUUAGGAAUUGUUUACUAAAGUUCCAUGAACUGCUUUAUAGUCACUUGCAUUGACUAUCUUAAAAGACAUGCAGUGAAAGUGAACCCAUUAUACCACUGUGCCUCGUUUCAGGAUUCCUCCAUCAGUUCUUCAUCUUGCUGAUUUAUUCCAAUACAUAAGUAUGUCUAAACCAGCUGUCCAACCUGUUACCAACAUUCUUUUAGCUGAUUGAUAUGUGUUUUAACUGUCCAUUGUUUGGGUUUUACCUCCUGGUAACUUAAUUUGUUCCUGGUGCUGCUUUUAAAGAUGUAGAACCAUGUGACCACAUAACAUUCAGUAGGUAUGCAGUUGGCCUGGCUAUGUAUCUGCCUGUUUUCUCCCGGGAAGAGCUGCUUUGGUACAGAUGUUGACUUAGAUGCAUAUAAAGAACUGGGCAGCAAACUGAAAGCUUUCUGAAAUUUAAGAACCUGAAAGGAUUUGGAGGGGCAACAGUAACAAAGCCUGCCUUUAUGUCUUUGAAAAUGAAGCACAUAAACCUAUGUUCUGUAAAGAUUGAAGUGAUUGUUAUACCAGGGCUUCCUGACCUUUGGGAGAGACAAAACAGCACAAAGUAAAGUAUUUGGUUGGCUUGAUUUAUCUGAUGUAUCAUUUUCUUUCAAUUUAAACCUGAACAUAACACCCUUUCCCAGUAUCUGUCUAGCAGACUCCUGGUUGGGAAGCCCUGUAUUAAAAUUUGAGAAUGUACCCAGGUUUCUCUUAUUUUUUGUACAGUACUUUACACCUGCAAAAAAAUUAACUUGUUUAAUGCAAAACAAGACCUUGAAAGGUCAGUCAUUAAAGCUGGUUUGGUUAAUAGUUAUCUUUUAGGAAGAAGCUUUUUCCCUAUGUAAGAUGUCAUACUAUAAAUUUAAAGUAUAGACUAUCAAUAAAAUGCAUGAAGUGAUCA
Molecule: messenger RNA, 7175 nt
Organism: Cavia porcellus (domestic guinea pig)
Lineage: Eukaryota; Metazoa; Chordata; Mammalia; Rodentia; Caviidae
Gene: Rlim
Product: ring finger protein, LIM domain interacting
Exons: 6
Coding region: 356-2194 (612 amino acids)
Biological process (GO): random inactivation of X chromosome; protein ubiquitination; ubiquitin-dependent protein catabolic process
Cellular component (GO): cytoplasm; nucleoplasm
Molecular function (GO): ubiquitin protein ligase activity
Source: RefSeq, a predicted model, not a curated record